Ambispora leptoticha is the source of this 542-nucleotide messenger RNA. Lineage: Eukaryota; Fungi; Glomeromycota; Glomeromycetes; Archaeosporales; Ambisporaceae. The record is from the annotation of a GenBank genome assembly.
UAUUGCAAAUUGACGAAUUGUCAUCUGUAACUUUCAAUCCACUUCAAGAAACAAUACGAGUCGACAAAUCGCCAUCUUUAACUUUCAGUUCACCUCAAGAAACGAUACAAAUUGACGAAUCAUCAUCUUUGACAACUAGUUCAUCUCAAGAUGCACAACUCGACGAAUCAUCAUGCUUAACUUUCAGUUUAUCUCAAGAAAAGUUACAAAUCAUGCCUUCUUUAACUUUCAGCUCACCUCAAGAAGCGAUACAAGUUAGUGAAUCAUCUUUAACCUCUAAUUCAUCUCAAGGAGCACAAAUCAACGAAUCGUCAUGUAUAACUUUUAGUUCACCUCAUGAAGCGAUACACGUCGGCGAAUCAUUAUUUUUAACAUCAUCAAAUUCUACAGCUAUAUAUAAUGAUGAUACAAACAAUUUUACAACGAUUCUUUAUAAUCACCAAGACUCACUCGAUAAUGAUGAUAAUACUCCAUUGACAUCGUCACAAUCACAAGCACCUCCACAAUUAUUUAUGUCAAAAUAUAAUUCACGUCUUUUUUGA